Exophiala bonariae is the source of this 2685-nucleotide messenger RNA. RefSeq lists its product as uncharacterized. The record is from RefSeq and is a predicted model, not a curated record. The transcript has 4 exons. Bases 1 to 2685 code for a protein of 894 amino acids. NCBI's taxonomy places the organism in Eukaryota, Fungi, Ascomycota, Eurotiomycetes, Chaetothyriales, Herpotrichiellaceae.
AUGGAUAUCCACGCGCUGAACAAUCCUCGAAAUCCACGAUAUGCAGCGCUUCCAGAAUACGCCGAUAGUCCUGAUCCGGAGGUAGCUGGAGGACAACAUAACACACAUCAGCCUUCUUCAAUGGCAGAUAACGAUGGUCAUCGGCCGGUUUCCGAUGACGAGAGACUCGAAACCAAAACCGAUUCAAACCGUUCCAAGACUCGUGGACUAGGCCUCGGUAAUAUAGUUGGACAUCCUUCUCAAAUUAAAAGAGUCCCAGUUGGGAUAACAAGAUCAACCACUACAGAAGGGCUUCUCAGUCCGGCUUCACUAUCGCCAGCUAACUUUGCUCGCGUGGCAAGCCAGGAGAACGUCUCAUUUGGUCAUGCGGGCAAGACGGCAGAGUUCUAUAAUAUACCAAGUUACCAGGCUUCCUCUGCCUACCUCGGACCUUCAACGCCUGGCAGCUUACACUCAGACAUGGGGUUACUUCCAUCACCGAGGAAGGUCGACGCCGCAUGCCCUACGCAGAGGGACAUUCUUACAAGUCCUUGGUCGUGGAUUUCAGCACCUCUUAUACUCCUAGCAAUCUACUCAACCGUGUUUUCUGGUAUCUUCCUUGGGAUUGCGCUAGCAAAGCCGAGAUGGGGCGACAAGGUCGGCACGAACGGACACUUGUCGUUUGCAAAUGCUUCAUUGCUCAGUGCCAUCUUCUCCAAGACCGUCGAGAUAUCGUUUGUCACCGUAUUCGUUGCUUUGUUGGGUCAAGUCCUGACACGACGUGCGUUCUGGAGGGCGAAUGGGACGGGUGGCAUCAGCAUUGCUGAGAUGAACAUGAGGACAUGGAUCAUGCAGCCAGGCAGUCUUUUGGUCGGCUGGCAGUCUGUUCGAUACGCCAAUUCAAUUAUUGGUGCCACUGUGUUGAUCAGUGCCUUCAGCACUACCUGGUAUACCACUGCGAGCGAAGCACUUGUAUCGCCCAAGCUUAAAUUCGGACCCAUCCAAGAGCGAAGUCUUUCAGGGCUCGUGAGAGCAUCUUACGCAAAUGCCAUGUAUCUUGGAUACACUUGCGAAGUCCCCUUUGCAACAACCGAAGUCGAUGACUUCAAGAACUCAACCUGCCUCCAAAUAAAACACGCAGGGAUGGGGUUCUCCUUCCUGUCGUCAUUUCUUAGAGACUGGACAGAGAGUGUUGCGGCAGGCAAUACCACAGACAGUGCGAGCAGCUUCGAUCAUCGUCCGUUGCCUGUGGCCGUUCUGUACGAUAAUACAACUGUCAAUGGCCAGUGGAUCACUCCGAGCCGAGAAAAUAUCACGACUGAUUCGACUACUCACGGUCGGCUUGUGGAGAAUGUGACUAUGGCCAUGCCACACGCAGGCAUUUUCAAGGCUGUCAGAGAAAAGAGCAACCAUAUUCUUCAACCUAAUGAUCUUCAGGGCGCAGGAGAAUAUAUUGUUCAAGCCUCCUUACCAGCACCCAUCGUCAACAUUCUUUGCGUGGGUUUAUCUGCAGAAGAGCUCAGUCCGAUGAUUGUCAAUGUGACCAAUGUUACCACUUACGUGCCCAAUGCUACGGUCGUCGAUAGUAUCUUUGGUUUUGAUCCUGACGCAGAGGUUAAGACUACCCCUUUCUUCCCAAAAAUCCCCAUCGAGUAUAAUACUAUUGUCCACAUACCCUCAGUCUGGGGUCCUCCCGCGAUCUCGUUGCUCGCCACACCUCCGAAAGACACUACCACCAACGAACAUGUUCUUUGCACCAUUAAGUCAGCAUUAUAUCGCAAUUGUACUACUUAUUAUAAGGUUGCACAAUCUGGGGGUCUGCUUACGGUCCACUGUGACGAUGAUAAGCGCAAUACGCUACCUUACUAUCGAACAAGACCUGAUGCGCCAAUUGGAGUGUGGAAUAGUGAUUGGAAGGAUAUUGGAGGUGAAUGGAUCAGAUCACUUGCCUUGAACAAUGGAGUUUCUGAUGCAAAUGCAUCAUCAGCUCGAUUGCUUACCCAGUAUAUCCCUGAAUAUGACAGAGACACACCGACUACUCUCCCAACGACCAAACCAACCAUUGGCGAAGCACUUGGCGUUCUUGCUGGGGGCACCCUCUUGCUCGCGAGCCAAGACGGUCCUUUUGAGCAUGAUUGGAAUUAUACCGAGACAACACUUUCCGAACCUCAAUAUCAGAGUUUCCCAGCUAUGUAUACUUACAAAGACUAUGCUUCAGGUGGAACACAAGGUUGGCAAUCGCUGUUUUAUGUUGUACUCUCUACAACAUUCCUCCUCAGUGCUACCGCCUUGGGAUACUUGUGCUGGAAGUUCACAACAGAAGGCUAUGUGACCGAUUAUACCGAGCCACAAAAUCUUUUCGCUCUUGCAGUGAACUCUCCGCCCAGCACUUCAUUGUACGGCGCAUGUGGAGGUGGACCAAAGGGUGAGGUGAUCGCUCGCAAGUGGACGGUCGACAUGACGAAUACCGAUGGUGAUCUAGAAGGCUUUCAGUAUCAACCACUCAGCAGUACUGGCCGACAUCCUCAUUUCUCCAUCAGAUGUACAGACGAAGAACUCAGCCCUAUGAUCCACCAUACACCUGGGACGCCCCAAACAACAAAACGUGCAAAAUUUAGGCGCACUCGACCACCGACCAUGAACGAGUCUUGGGGUCUCGGAUCUCCUGUGGUCGAACAGUACCAACGGCUAGCCGGAAGACCAUAA